Messenger RNA from Haliotis rufescens (red abalone), 2775 nucleotides. Its product is annotated as myeloperoxidase-like. The transcript is spliced from 14 exons. Gene Ontology annotation, molecular function: heme binding; peroxidase activity. NCBI's taxonomy places the organism in Eukaryota, Metazoa, Mollusca, Gastropoda, Lepetellida, Haliotidae. The record is from RefSeq and is a predicted model, not a curated record. Gene Ontology annotation, biological process: response to oxidative stress. Bases 177 to 2696 code for a protein of 839 amino acids.
CGUUGAAUAUACACGUCCAAAUCGUGCUGGCAAUAUUAGCAGGUUAAAUAUAUAUAUAUAUAUGUGUGUGUGUGUGUGUUACUCACUGGAAGUGUGGGAAAGUGAGGCACAGACAGAGGCGACGAUCAGGAUCUGGUAUUAAACACUUGAUAGUCAAGCUGAAGGUGUCUUUAACAAUGCCACGGUUGGUGUUGCUGCAGCUGACAAUGUUGCCACAGUUGAUGUUGCUGCAGCUGGCACUACCGCUGGCUACAUGUCAAGUUUCACCAGCGGUGUCCAGUGCUGUUCAGAACAGACCAGACGGGUUGCCCGAUUUCACUGAGGCUCAGCAGAAGAUGAUAUUAUCUCGGGCCGAAAUGCGACUUCGGGAAGAGCUCAGAGAGGAGGACAACUUCAGAUCAUUCGACGUGGCAGUUUCCAAGCCAGGGUCAACCACCGACCAACAUAACAAGUUCACAUUUACGUCAUCGAAGAGCGUUAUGCGUGGAAGGGAACAUCGACUGCACUUGCUACAAAUACAGGAAUUGGUAGAGGAGGGAAACGUACAAAAGACUGACAUCCCGAGGCUGCUAGAAGGAGGUUUGGGUCCAGAGAUUACAUGCACAAGUAGUCUUCCGUGCAACAGUUCCAGCUCUUUCCGGACAGCUGACGGCAGCUGCAACAACCUCGAGCAUCCCACGUGGGGAAUGGCCACUACGCCGAUGAGACGGUGGCUGGACCAGGAAUACGAUGACGGAAUAUCGUCUCCAAGAAAAGAAGCAACUGCAGGAGGGGUCUUGCCCAGUGCCCGCCUGGUCAGCACGACUGUCCACACCCCGUCAACAGACGCUGACCGCCACGCCUCCUACACCCACAUGUUGAUGCAGUGGGGUCAGUUCCUGGAUCACGACAUCACCAGCACACCAACACAGCAACUCGAAGUGUCGGUGGACGAUGGGCUAACUACAAGUGCAGCGACUCCCGAUUGCUGCGCGUCCUCACAGACAAGACCUCAGUGCUUUUCAAUUGAAAUCCCGGAGAAUGACCGACACUUCAGUGAUAGCUGUAUGAAUUUCGUGCGCUCUGUCCAAGUCGAAAACUCCAAGUGUCAAGCAGCUCCUGUGGAACAGCUGAACCAGCUCACAGCCUACAUAGACGCCUCACAGGUGUACGGGUCGUCACAGGAGGAACAGAACAAGCUACGGACUUUUGUUGACGGAAAACUGAAAACAAUUAACAGCCAUUUGCCUAAAGAUGAAUCUGAUGGAGAUGAAUGCACAACACCAAACAGCCCGAGCUAUUGCUUCUUAGCAGGUGACCAUCGAGUGAAUGAGAACCCCACUCUACAGAGCAUGCACACCAUCUUCAUGAGAGAACACAACCGCAUAGCAGGGACGCUGAAGCAACUAAACUGUCACUGGGGGGAUGAGAGAAUCUUCCAGGAAGCCAGGAGGAUCGUUGGCGCCAUGAUGCAGGUAAUCACAUACGACGAGUAUCUGCCUAUAAUUCUCGGCAAGGAGGAAAUGAAUAAAUAUGGUUUGACACUGGGAUCAGGCUUUGCUUACUCCAACGUCUACAACACAACAACAGACGCCAGCAUCAGGUCCGCCUUCGCUACGGCGGCUUUCAGAAUGGGACACUCCAUGAUUCGAAGCUUCAUCAAUAGCUUCAGUCCUUCCUACACCAACCUCGGUAAGGAUAAAUUAAGUGAGAGUUUCGGCAACACGACCCUUAUUCUUAAUGUCACCAACAGAAAGGUGGAUCAUUAUAUCAGGGGACUUGCUAUGGACGACAUGCAGGAUUCGGACUACAAGCUAUCGCAGGAGAUCACCGACAACCUGUUUGCUGACAGUAAUGGGAAUAGCAUGGACUUGGCUGCUCUCAACAUCCAGAGAGGAAGAGACCACGGACUUCCGUCUUACACCAAGUGGAGGAAGUACUGUAACAUUCCAGAGGCUACACCAUUCUCAGGACUAGCCUACACAACCCACACGGCAAAGGCUGCUGGUCACCUGAAAGACGUGUACAGACAUAUUGAAGACAUCGACCUAUUCCCAGGGGCUCUGUCGGAGAAGCCAGUGCCUGGAGGAAUGGUUGGACCGACCUUUACCUGUCUCCUGGCGAAGCAGUUCCAGGCCCUGAAGGAAGGAGACCGAUUCUGGUUUGAAGAGGACAACGCAAAUGUCAAAUUCACGCAAUACCAGCUGAAUGAGAUCCGGAAAGCGAGCCUGUCCAGGGUAGUGUGCGACAAUACGGACACCUACAAGAUUCAGAAGAACGCUUUCAUCAAAGGAUCUCCCGUGUGGUGCAGCACCCUGGAUGAGAUUAACCUGACACACUGGAGGGAGACCCAGCCCCUGGGUUUGUGGACGACCUGGCAGACAUGGGGCGGAUGUGACGGAGGCCAACAGACGAGGACACGCUCCUGCUCCACCUGCAGCUGUAUUGGCCAGAGUGCUGAGAAGAAGGCGUGCAAUCUGAAUCCGUGUGAUGAAGGAAGCUGGGGUCCAUGGAGUGAGUGCCGCAGAGGAAGACGGUCACGACACUGUUCUUGCACAAACGGGUGUUUGCGGAGGCAGCGUUCAUCGAUUCGGGUGGAUGGCGAAGACGAAGCAGCUGCUAUGUUUGCGCAUCCUCUGUUUGGCGAGGAGGAGAGUAUGACGGUCACUGCCUGUCUGUGUUCUGGUCUUGUCACCCAGGACAUGGCAUGUGCUUAGAUGACCGUGAUGAAAUCCACGAAAGUUCCGAAUUGAGACUCCCAGCAUACACGAAGCAUCAAAUAAAACGUCAAAUAUA